AGGGAUCAAGGGCCAAGAAGAUGGAUCUCCUUCCAAGCUUCUCCACUGAGACAUGGUUCCUUCUCAUUGCCCUCUUGGGCCUUUUCACGCUAUAUGGAUUUUGGCCAUACGGCGUCUUCAAGAAACUGGGCAUUCCAGGUCCAUCACCAUUGCCUUUCUUUGGAAAUAUCUGGUCCUAUCGUAAGGGGUUUAUCAACUUUGAUUAUGAGUGCUUUCAUAAAUACGGGAGGACCUGGGGGAUUUACGAAGGCCGAAAGCCUAUGGUAGCUACGCUGGAUCCGGCUAUUAUAAAAGCCGUCCUCGUGAAAGAGUGUUACACCACUUUCACCAACCGCCGGGAUAUAGGUUUAGUUGGGAUCUUGAAGUCUGCCGUCUCAAUGGCAAAGGACGAACAAUGGAAGAGGAUUCGCACUGUUCUCUCUCCAACCUUCACCAGCGGGAAGCUCAAGGAGAUGUUUCCCAUCAUCAAACACUACGGGGAGGUUUUGAUGCAAAACGUUCAGAAGAAAGUGGAAAAGAAUGAAUUUGUGGUUAUGAAGGACGUCUUUGGGGCCUACAGCAUGGAUGUGGUGACCAGUACUUCGUUUGGUGUGAACAUUGACUCUAUGAACAACCCUGCAGAUCCUUUUGUCAAGGAGAUCAAGAAGAUGACCAAGUUUGCCGCUUUUGAUCCACGCUUCGUUUUGGUAGCCAUGUUCCCAUUCUUGAUUCCUCUUCUCAAAUUAAUGAACGUGAAUUUAUUCAACGCAGAAGCUUUAAAUUUCUUUUCAAGGUCCUUUGAAAAAAUGAAGGAAACGCGGCAGAAAGAAGGGCAAAAUGGCCGGGUGGAUUUCCUGCAGCUGAUGAUCGACUCCCAAAGUGACAAGACUGACCACCAGAGCAAUGGCUUGAACCACUCCUAUAAAGGCUUGACUGACAUUGAAAUCCUGGCCCAGUCCUUCAUCUUUGUCUUUGCUGGAUACGAACCCACCAGCAACUCCCUGGGUUAUGCGGCCUACCUUUUGGCCACUUACCCAGAUGUCCAGCAGAAGCUUCAAGAUGAGAUAGAUACCAUCCUGCCCAACAAGGCUCCUCUCACGUACGAUGCCAUCAUGCAACUGGAAUAUCUUGACAUGGUGCUGAGUGAAACGCAAAGGCUAUACCCCCUUGGAGGACGGCUCGAAAGGACCUGCAAGAAAGAUGUAGAAAUCAAUGGGGUGACUAUCCUGAAAGGCAUGAGCGUGAUCAUCCCACCCUACACGCUUCACCGGGACCCCGAAUACUGGCCGGAACCAGACGAAUUCAGACCUGAGAGGUUUAGCAAAGAGAACAAGGACAGAAUAGAUCCCUACACGUACCUGCCCUUUGGAGCUGGUCCCCGGAACUGCCUGGGAAUGCGGUUUGCUCUCGUCUCGAUGAAGGUGGCUAUUGCAAUCCUGGUGCAGCAUUUCUCCUUCAGGGUCUGCAAGGAAACUCCGAUUCCCCUUAAGAUGAGCAACCAAGCCUUCUUAGUGCCGGAGAAACCAAUAGUUCUGAAGAUGGUGCCACGAGGUGGUCCGCCAAAAGAGGAGUGAAGCCUGGUUAUGUCUCGGUAGCGAGUGCAAAAGCUUCGGGUGUUGCUCUGGGAAGUUCUGAUAGUUCCAGAGGAUCAAACCGAUUUGCAAACUGAAACAGAGCUCCCUUUACAGCUUCACACUUCUCUGAAUUUGGCACUGCAGUUUUCCAGCCACGGAACACCCACAAAAAUGGGUGUCGUUUGUGCAUCGCCAGUGGAAGAUUCAUGCAAAAAUGCGUAUCUCAGUGAAAGUAACAUUAAACGAUGUGCUCUUUU
Lacerta agilis (Sand lizard) is the source of this 1810-nucleotide messenger RNA. Its product is annotated as cytochrome P450 3A9-like. The transcript is spliced from 13 exons. NCBI's taxonomy places the organism in Eukaryota, Metazoa, Chordata, Lepidosauria, Squamata, Lacertidae. The coding region runs from base 21 to 1553 and encodes 510 amino acids. The record is from RefSeq and is a predicted model, not a curated record. Gene Ontology annotation, biological process: steroid metabolic process; oxidative demethylation. Gene Ontology annotation, molecular function: iron ion binding; oxidoreductase activity, acting on paired donors, with incorporation or reduction of molecular oxygen, reduced flavin or flavoprotein as one donor, and incorporation of one atom of oxygen; testosterone 6-beta-hydroxylase activity.